This is a messenger RNA of Candida dubliniensis CD36, 522 nucleotides long. It is a transcript of the gene CNB1, whose product is annotated as calcineurin regulatory subunit B. The transcript has a single exon. The coding region runs from base 1 to 522 and encodes 173 amino acids. Lineage: Eukaryota; Fungi; Ascomycota; Pichiomycetes; Serinales; Debaryomycetaceae. Gene Ontology annotation, molecular function: calcium-dependent protein serine/threonine phosphatase regulator activity; calcium ion binding. The record is from RefSeq and is a predicted model, not a curated record.
AUGGGGGCUAACGCAAGUAUUCUUGAUGGUUUUAUUGAAGAUACCAAUUUUAGUAUUGAAGAGAUCGAUAGAUUGCGUAAAAGGUUCAUGAAAUUAGAUAAAGAUGGAUCAGGGCAAAUUGAUAAGCAAGAAUUUUUGUCUAUACCUGGGAUUAGUUCGAAUCCAUUAGCCACCAGAUUAAUGGAUGUGUUUGAUAAAGAUGGAGACGGGUCGAUUGAUUUUGAAGAGUUUAUUACUGGGUUAUCUGCAUUCUCGGGAAAAUCAGAUAAUUUAAACAAAUUAAGAUUUGCAUUCAAUAUAUACGAUAUUGAUCGCGAUGGCUACAUUGGAAAUGGUGAAUUAUUUAUUGUAAUGAAAAUGAUGGUUGGUAAAAACUUAAAAGAUGAGGAACUACAACAAAUUGUGGAUAAGACUUUAAUGGAAGCUGACUUGGAUGGCGAUGGUAAGUUGAAUUUUGAAGAAUUUAAAAAUGCGGUUAAUACCGAUACAAUUGCCAACACUUUGACCUUAAAUAUGUUCUAG